AUGGAGGCACAGUUGUGUCGGUCUGGAUCUCAGUGUCCAGAUUCAGCUCCGUGCUGUAGGAGUUACAGAACUGGUAUAUCACUUCCACCAUCAGAAGGAAUGGACUUGCCCAUGGAAGCACAAAUUGGGAUAUGUUCGUCACGUCUGGCAAGAGAAACCGAAUCAUGUGGUCCCUCUUGUGCAUGCGCACCAGGACUUGAAUGCUACAGACUUCGAACAGGGAUGUGUUGUGCGCCAUUUUCUUGCUACAACGCCACCUGGGUAAAGGAAAUGGAGGCAUACUGGAGGAGAUGUCACAGGGACCCAGCCUGCCGUUUACCAAUGUAAACUUACAUAUUU
Messenger RNA from Saccostrea echinata, 339 nucleotides. RefSeq lists its product as uncharacterized. The record is from RefSeq and is a predicted model, not a curated record. The transcript has 3 exons. Lineage: Eukaryota; Metazoa; Mollusca; Bivalvia; Ostreida; Ostreidae. The coding region runs from base 1 to 327 and encodes 108 amino acids.